Colletotrichum orchidophilum is the source of this 1401-nucleotide messenger RNA. RefSeq lists its product as uncharacterized. Lineage: Eukaryota; Fungi; Ascomycota; Sordariomycetes; Glomerellales; Glomerellaceae. The transcript is spliced from 3 exons. The record is from RefSeq and is a predicted model, not a curated record. Bases 1 to 1401 code for a protein of 466 amino acids.
AUGUGCGGAUGUUGGCCUUUUUCGAAGGCACACUACGACAACGAGGAUCCACCGCUUGUAUAUCGCUUCGGCUGGGACGGCCAGAGGUACGCUGUGGACAUUAAUGAGUCUCGCCGUGGUCCACUCUUCAGACCUCUUCCUCUUCACAUUCCUUUGGUCAAGUUCACCUUUUACCCAUUCACAAAGGACUGGAAUGAAGUGAGCAGUGCCAUCUCAUCCAAGCCCUGCAUCCACCAAGGAGAUUCAUCUCCUGGCAUCUGGUCUCUUCCUCUGGAUCUUCGAGUUCGCUAUAUCCGUCGAAACAACCACGACCUCGAUAUUCGGAAAAAAGAAACCAACGUCGACUUUAGUCUUCAUAUCGAGCCUAUCAAACCCACCAUGAAGUCUCCCAAAACCAAGUCGGCUGCCAACAACACCGGCCCGCGGCAGGUGCGCUUCAAGGAGGACAGCGGCAAUCCCGGAACCUCUUUCCCUGUUACCCAGGGAACCAGCACCUCGACCGCUCCUGCCUUCAACACCCACGAAGACGACGCAGGCGAGGGCAGCGGUGUUUUUGUCCACACCUCGACCAAUCCCUCUGCCUCAGUCAACUUAGGCAGCCACUUUCCUCUUGCACCCUUCGGCCAGGCGGCUAACCCAUACCUCAACCCAUUCAUACCCUCCACCUCUCAUCCAGCCUACAUCACCGAGACCAACUCGUUCGCGCCUUUCGGCAAAUUCAAUCCGUACGGACUUUCCGCGCCUCCCUACGUCAACAUGGCCGAUUACCAGAACGUCGCUCCGCCCGCUGGUGGUCUUCACUUCCAGCCGCCGGUCCCGGACACCACCUACGGCCCUAUGCAGCACGUCUAUGUGCCUCGCUUCGACAAUGGAAUGCCUCCUGUCUAUCACGUCGGUCUCCCUCAUGCUCAGCCCCCUGCCAACAACGUCACCUACAUUGGCCAGGCUCCCUUUCAGCCUCCCAUCCUCAUGACCCAGCAGCCUCCCAUGCACGCCGGUAUGGGCAUGCAGGCCCCGGUCAUGCUUCAAGCCCCUCCUGCCGGAUUCAGAGGCCCUCCCAUGUUCCAGGGUCCCCAAAUGGGUAUGAACAUUCCUCCUCACAUGGGUGGCGGUGGAGCGCCCAUCUUCGCAGGUAAUGCCAACCUUCCUCCGGACGUCACUGGAUUUGGCAAGACCGCAGGAGAGGUCGCCAUGGAGCAAGCUCAGUUUGCCUAUGCCAACGGUCUCUUCGAGCCCCAGGACUUCAAGCCUGCGGACGAUGACCCAUCCCGCUACUAUCCCGUUCGAGAGGUUGACGGUAAUUGGACCCAGCGCAAUCGUUUUACUAUUGACAACCUUGGCGAUUGUCGUUGGUAUGUCACCAACGAGGGCUACUUCUAUGCCGUCCGUUUGCCGAACUGA